Plasmodium malariae is the source of this 720-nucleotide messenger RNA. RefSeq names its product conserved Plasmodium protein, unknown function. The transcript has a single exon. Bases 1 to 720 code for a protein of 239 amino acids. The record is from RefSeq and is a predicted model, not a curated record. Lineage: Eukaryota; Apicomplexa; Aconoidasida; Haemosporida; Plasmodiidae.
AUGGAAAAAUUAAUAUAUUUAAAUGAAUACGCCAAAUUUUUUGAGUUUUCUAACAAGGGUGAAUUAUUACAUGAAGAUAAGUUACUAAAGAAUAAUAACACAGGACGUUCGAAGAAUGAUAAGUACUAUUCACAGAUGAAGAGAAAAAAUAAUGAUAUGUUAUCAUUGAAACUUAAUGAAAAAAAUAGUUCAAAAAAAAAAUUAAAUUUUUAUAAAGAGAAUAACAACAAGUAUAAAGUUAGUAAAAUAAUACACAAUAAAAAUGAAUACGUGCUCGUAAGUACUGUCCCUACGUCAUCCAAAUUACAUGUAACAACAUCAAAGGGUAAGAAUAAGUUAAAUCACAUGAGUAAUGAGAUAAUGAAAAGUUUUAGACAAAAUACGAAUAAUAAAUUCACCAAUAAUACUUAUGGAAAAAAAAUGUGUAUAUGUAAAAAAUGUUAUAUGAAUAGCAUACAAGAGCAAAUAAAAGAAAGAAAGAAAAGAACUACAGUUUAUACUCUUGAAUUCAAUAACUUAAUAAAUUAUGACCAUGAUCAUAUAUUAUAUCAGGAUAACAAAACAGAAGAAAACAAAACAAAGGAAUAUAUAUUGAUCGAUAUUAACAACAAUGGUUACGAAUAUAACACAGAGUGCAACGAAGGAGUGACGAGGAACGACUCAGAACAAAUAUCACGUAAAAGAUCUUUAUUUCCCUUUUUAAAUUUCUUUUUUAACUAG